AUGGCGGAACCCUCCGAUUCAGCUGGUCCCUCCAACAACCACGAUGCGGAGGAUACGACGGCCCUCGCAUCGCGCGCGUUAAGCAAGGUGGAUAGACGACUGGUUCCUCUCCUGUUCGUCACUUACUUGCUCAAUUACAUGGACAAAGCCAUUCUGUCCAGUGCUUCAGUGUUUGGGUUGACCGAAGAUACGCAUUUGGUCGGACAACAAUACAGCUGGGUGUCCAGUAUCUUCUAUUUCGGAUAUUUCUUCUGGCAAUGGCCCACCAACAUGCUGAUUCCCCGCGUUCCAGUGGCCAAAUAUCUGGGAUUCAAUACACUCUUCUGGGGAGCGGUGGUUGCGCUGACUGCCGCCUGUGUAAACUACGGCGGUCUCCUGGCCGUCCGCUUCUUGCUUGGGGUCGCAGAAGCCACCAUCACACCUGCUUUCAUGUUCAUCACCUCCACCUGGUACACCCGGGAUGAGAUCCCCUUCCGAACCGGGAUUUGGUUCUCGGGGAACUCAGUCGGCGGGUUGAUUGCUAGCCUGCUGGCCUAUGGCAUCGGGCACAUCGAGCAUCCCCUCCGACCGUGGAUGUGGAUGUUCAUCAUCUUGGGUGUCGCGACCUUCCUCUGGGGCUUUGUGCUUCUGGCUUUCUUGCCGGACAGUAUCUCGACCGCUCAGUUUCUGACCUCCGAGGAGCGAGAUUUUAUGAGCAAUCGAGCUGUGAUCGCCGGUACCGGUCGCACGGAGCGUACUGCCUGGAAAUGGGAGCAAGUGGAAGAGUGUCUGCGAGACCCGAAGAGCUGGCAUCUGUUUGCCAUCGCUCUGCUGACUCAGAUUCCCAAUGGAGGUACGCAGAACUUCGGAAAUCUGGUCAUCAAGUCGUUUGGCUUCACCUCGUUGCAAUCGACGCUGAUCAAUAUCCCGGCGAGCGUGAUCAGUGCGGCCACCAUUGCCCUGACCGGAUGGGCGGCGAGUCGAUCCCACCGGAUGAACUGCAUCCUGAUCGUCUGCGUGAUCAUCUUCCCCAUCAUUGGAAGUGCGAUCAUCUACGCUCGCGCCCAGCAUGUUCCGCUCGGGGCGCAACUGUUCGGGUACUUCCUCCUGUCCACCGGUCCAGGGGCCUUGCCGCUGGUCAUGUCGCUCUUGCAGAGCAACUAUCGGGGUGUCACGAAGAAGAUGACGAUGACCGCGAUGAUGUUUGUGGCGUACUGCGCUGGCAAUAUCGCCGGGCCACAGCUGUUCAGGACCAGUGAAGCCCCAACGUACCCAACAUCCUUCCGAGCCAUCUUGAUCUGCUACAUCAUUGCUGGGGGGCUCACCAUCUCGUUACGUUUCUAUCUGCAGUGGCUGAACGCGAAGCGGGAUCGAGACGAGGGAGUCCCUGGCAGCGCGAGCUUAGCGGGUGCAGUGGGAGGAAAGGUCGUCGGCGAGCAGCGCGAUGGAGCAGACGUCUCGGUCCUUGUACGUUCUGUAGAACUGAACCAGGCAGACUAUGACGACGUCACGGACUGGAAUACGGUCGGGUUCCGCUAUCGUCUGUGA
Aspergillus saccharolyticus JOP 1030-1 is the source of this 1527-nucleotide messenger RNA. Its product is annotated as MFS general substrate transporter. Gene Ontology annotation, molecular function: dipeptide transmembrane transporter activity; allantoate transmembrane transporter activity. Gene Ontology annotation, biological process: allantoate transport; dipeptide transport; tripeptide transport. Bases 1 to 1527 code for a protein of 508 amino acids. The record is from RefSeq and is a predicted model, not a curated record. Lineage: Eukaryota; Fungi; Ascomycota; Eurotiomycetes; Eurotiales; Aspergillaceae. Gene Ontology annotation, cellular component: plasma membrane. The transcript has 3 exons.